UCGUGCACUCCCAUCUCCAGUCGCUCAUUGUUGGCGCUUUACAAGAUUUACACAAUUUGCUUCCUGGCCUUUCUGGUCUGCUAGAGAUUUGCUCGGGCCAGGACAAGAUGCCCAUCAAGGCGCUGUGCAUCGAGCUGCGUCCCAACUUGCGCAGCGGAGUGGCGUUCCUGCAAUUCGAUCAACCGAUUUCGCGGAGCCACGAGACGCGCGUCGUCAUUCGGGAUUACAAUGUUUACAUCAGCGAGAAGACGGAGAAGCGGGAGAACGAGGAGGACUCCAGCUCCGAGAGCGACUGCGAGGACUCCGCACUGCUGCUCAUCCAGCACGACCACUUCGGCAUGGACAUAAACUGUCUGUCCACCUUCCUGGUCAGUGGCAGACACAUAAGCUUUCGUUUCAACUACAACCAGAUUGAUUUGGCCACCGUAGACGGUGGUGCCGUGGAGGUGCCGCUGGCCCCGCUGCUCCUCUCCUGCCAGGAGAACGAGGCCAUUACCAUCAACUGUCGUGGCUGCCGGGCGGAACUAGUGGCCGCCAGGAGCUAUCGACGGCUGCGAGAGUUUCCCAGCUGCGUGGUGGAUCCCAGCGAGUUCUUCUGCCACAACCAUGGGUCAGACGGCAAGUCCCAACCAUUAAGUCUUGUGCCCGCCGAAGCAGAUCUCUUCUAUGGCCUCAACUAUGUGGUUAUAAGCUUUAGCGAAGGAAAUCCAAACAUCCUCAACCGCGAGGAUCACUUGUACUGCAAGCGUUGUAUGCGCUUCUUGGGCCAGACCAUGUUCAAUGGCGCCGCCGCUCGACUCUGGGCGGAUGCAGUGCGCUGGCUGCCUGCAGGAGCUCCGGCUGCUGCCCCAGAGCGUCACUUGUUCCAGAGCUCCACGCUGACGCAGCUGGUCAAGCGCUUACUGUAUUCGCUGUGGCCGCAGCCGCUGCCGCAUCUCUGUUUGAGCACAAGUCGCGCGGUGCUGGUCACCUCGCUGCCCAGUCGAAAGCAGCAAUACAUGUUCCUGCACGUUGUGGAGUCGCAGCUUCGUGUCCUGCGUCGCAUCCGCACAGACUCGAAUCGGCUGCGCUGCUACCGCGCCUGCAAGCUGUACUACGGGGUUUUCGGAGGCGAUCCGCCGCUGCUGGAGAAGUGGCAGGCCCAGCAGACGCUGCCCCGGAUGGAGAUCUCGCCGGACAUGUUUCUGGCACUUCAGCAGCGACUCGACUUCAACGGCAAUUUGAUUCCACAUGCCUGGCGCGUCAACAGUGCGGAGGAGCAGCUGCAGCUGUCGUACUUCUUCUACGAGAAUGAGGAGCAGCCCGACGGAGUGGCCGCCACCAAGGAUGUCUUUCAGGGUCAGUUAAGCCAGCUGGACGGCAAGCAGCAGGAGGAGGAUCAGUACGAGACGGAUGCAGGUCAUGCCAGCGAGAGCGACGACGAGUACUCGGAUACGGACACUGCUUCGGAGGAGGCGGCUGUCCACUCGCUCGGAAAGCUGACUCUUCUGAAACGCUGUCCCACGCCGCCUCGCCCUUGCGAUAGCAUGUCCACCUCAUCAUCAUCCGCAUCCUGGGACGACAAGUAGUGACCCAUCCCUUCCCAUAAUCCCCAGCUUAGCUCGUAAGUCAACAAAUCCCUCAUUUAGUGCUUUCAAUUUGGGGUGUAUGUACGCGAUAGAAGCAAUCCUACCUAACUUUGGGAAAACUUGGUCUACUGCCAUUCAAUGUUGCAGGCACUUUAUGAAGUAACUUUAUCCAAAAUCCCCUGCUAAUGUGUUAACCACGGUUUCCGAUCCUUUGCUGUAGUUGUUUGUUGUGCAUAGGCGAUAGAAUCAAUGGUUAGCCAAUCUGCAGGAGUAGUAAUUAAUCAGUGAAGGUUGACCGUAAGGCCUAAGUCUCCUAAGUCGGACAUUUUUGUGUUGUGGAGAAACAUUUUAUUUAAUUACUUGACUCGAUCGUUUCAUACAUAUUUUGAUUUAGUUCAACAAAUGUUUUGCAACAAGUAUUAGCUUGAAAACAACUUCAAAGUGGUGGACAAUGCUUCCUAAAGUUGGCACAAAGACAACGCUUCUCGUGGCUGAGAAGAAAGACCCAUUCUGACGGCUGCGAGAUGCACUGCAUCGAAAACUAGUUAUUGCCUUUGCUUACACUUGACGUUCCGAGUAAUUAAACAUUACAAAUCAAAAAAUAUUGCGAGAAGGAUAAAGUAUUCAAUGCGGAAUGGAAAUAUUUGAAAUAUUCAAUUUUUAUAUAUUUUCAAAGAACUGAAAAAUACGUUUUCCAAAAUGUGACUUAGCAAGAGUAAACAAAUAUCAAAGAAGGUAGGGAGAAUAUAUUUGGUGUAUAUAUGCUUAUGGUGAACCUAAUCAAAAUUAAAAAGGAGUAUUCAAACUUUGUAUAAUUCGAAAAGAGCUUUGACUAUGAUUAAACUACGCAAAUAUUUCAAGAAAGCUAUUAUUGUCAAACAUUUGUAAUUCAGUUUUAACUACGUAGGACAACGAAUAGUCGAGAAGGUAUAUAUUUUUGAAUAUCUGAUGUAAACUAUUAAAUAUCUACUUAUGUGUAUAAAGUCAACGGAAUGAAUGCAAGGAAGAACAGUGCGCGCCGGGACUGUAAGACAGUACUGCAGACCGUCACGACGCGCACUGUCCGCACACUCGCAAAUGUGAUUGAAGACGCUUUGGGUAAUCUCAACUUGUGUUUAGUUUUAAGCGAAACUCAUGUGUUCAUCCAAACAAAGAAGAGGACAGAAGGCUGGCCAGAAUCAGGCGACGAAGAUGACCUGAGGAGUGAGGGUAAAUAAAGUUGGAAUCAUACAUUCAUUUCUCAAAGAA
This is a messenger RNA of Drosophila biarmipes, 2816 nucleotides long. RefSeq lists its product as uncharacterized. NCBI's taxonomy places the organism in Eukaryota, Metazoa, Arthropoda, Insecta, Diptera, Drosophilidae. The transcript has a single exon. The record is from RefSeq and is a predicted model, not a curated record. Bases 108 to 1568 code for a protein of 486 amino acids.